Purpureocillium lilacinum is the source of this 729-nucleotide messenger RNA. RefSeq lists its product as uncharacterized. NCBI's taxonomy places the organism in Eukaryota, Fungi, Ascomycota, Sordariomycetes, Hypocreales, Ophiocordycipitaceae. The record is from RefSeq and is a predicted model, not a curated record.
AUGGCAUACGACUACGUGAAUCUGGAAGAAGACGUCGGCGGCGAGGAUGCCGCCUUGCGCCCAGGCGGCGAGAAGCCUAACCACCUGGGACGAGUGCGGCGACGCCAGGCCAUAUACAUGACAAUCCUCAAGGCAUUCAAGGACAUACUCCUGAUCUGCCUCUCCAUCCUCGCCAUCGCCGCCUGCUGGAAAGCCCUAUCCUCCCGACCGAACCCCUUGCCCUGCGACUGCGGCGACUCCGUCGCCGAAGCCAAAGCCAUGGGCUGCAUCUACGACGACAUGGCCCCCGCGUGGCUCCCACCACACUGCACCGACCCCGAACUCAAAGCCGAAUGGGACAAGGCAGGCGACGGCCCCAACGGCCGAUGGCAAUAUUGGGCGGACGCGAACCACACGCGGGAGCUGAGCGUGGAGGAAGUCAGCCUCCUCGCCGACACGCCGGGCGAGUACUUUUACACGACGCCGCGCUGGCACCUAAUGCACUGCUUCUACUACUGGCGCAAGCAGCACAGGGCGAGCUUCACGGGCGUCACGAUCGAGGGGCGGUAUAAGAGCGAGAGGCACGUCAAGCAUUGCGGGGAUAUGUUUCUGCAUCCGCCGACUGGGUUGACGUACUCGUAUGUCACGCUCAAAAGCAGCAGUCCUGAUCCGCCCGAGUUUGAGCUGAGGCGGUUGAAGGCCGCGGGGAUUGAUCCGUUUGAGUUUGACACCAGGGCUGAAGCGCGUUAG